CUUGGCUGAGCGCCCCCUCGCUCGAACAACCGGAUCGCACGGGGUGACGUCCGAGGGAUCAUCGUAGGGAUAAGGACACGGCCACCAUGGCGGGGGCGACCAGAGACAACACGCGCGUGAGCCCGUCGUUUAAGAUGAACGCGCUGCUGGUGUACUGCGCCCUGGUCGUCGACGUCUUCGUCGCCGCGUACGCGGACAUCACGUACGGCUCUACGUCCCAGGUGGACGUCAUGGCCACCAUCUUUCAGAUUUGCUCCUUCUUCCUCACCGUGAUGUGCCUGUACAACAUGAUGUCGGAGACGCAGCUGGUCAAGAGGGCGAUGUUCUUCAAGCUCGCGGACGAGUUUGCGCCCGCGGUGUUCCUCACAUUCCUGUACUUCGUCUUCAUCCUCGCCACGCGCUUCUACAGGCUCGGGCUCGUGUACCAGAACUACCCACACCUGCAAAUCUGGAACGAGAGCGCUUUCACCGGACUGUACAUCUUCACCAAAAUCGUCCAGGUGAUGUACUACUCCACGGUGGUGUGGUCGAUGCAGAAGCUGUUGGCGUCGCCCGAGCUGUUCAGGAGUUCGCAGAGUAGCUUUCACUCCGUGUACCCAGCCAACAACUGAACACAGUCUACCAUCGGGGACACGGGAGAGAAUAAAACUAUAGUAGUCUUAGCAGUUGACAUAGAGAGGCCAUCUAAU
Molecule: messenger RNA, 689 nt
Organism: Micromonas commoda
Lineage: Eukaryota; Viridiplantae; Chlorophyta; Mamiellophyceae; Mamiellales; Mamiellaceae
Exons: 2
Coding region: 87-611 (174 amino acids)
Source: RefSeq, a predicted model, not a curated record